Photinus pyralis (common eastern firefly) is the source of this 840-nucleotide messenger RNA. RefSeq lists its product as uncharacterized. The record is from RefSeq and is a predicted model, not a curated record. The transcript is spliced from 2 exons. Lineage: Eukaryota; Metazoa; Arthropoda; Insecta; Coleoptera; Lampyridae. Gene Ontology annotation, molecular function: odorant binding. The coding region runs from base 80 to 529 and encodes 149 amino acids.
GUUGAGAUUAUUGAUAGGUGAACAAAUCAACACUUAGUUAUCAAAGUGAUCUAUUUAACGACCUUUUUAUGGACUCAUAAUGCAAGUUCUUCAACACCUCCUGCUAGCAAUUGCAGUUUAUCAAGUCUUGGGAAAACACCUGAACGAAGUUUACAAUAAGGAAGAUUAUGUAUGCUUUGAACAGCUAAACGUUAAAAGAGAAAGAAUUGCGAAAAUAUUUGACAAGGACUAUAAAGUAAAAAUUGACGAUCCGUUUACGAACGAGUAUGGAGUAUGUUGGCUUAAACUUAUGGGGAUGCUUGAUGAUAAUGAUAAAUUAAAAUGGGACACCUUAGUCCCAUUAGGAAUGACAUUUUUAGAGUUGUACGAUAUAGAAGGUAAAAAGGAAGAAAUCUCCGCGUCAAUAAUAAACGCAUGUAAAAAUAUCGUCGAUGCUAAAUCUGAAUAUAUAAUAGGAAUAUUAAAUAAUUGCAUUGUUGAUCAAAUUCACUUGAAUUAUACCACUGAUUCUUGUCUAAAGUCAAGGUAAUUUAAUGUAAGAAACGCUUUAGUACUAUUUUGAUUAGUUUAUUAACUUAUGAUUAAAUUUCGUUUAUAUGGAUAACAACCGGCUGUAUGGCUCAGAUGGUAGAGCGUUGGGCUAUAAAUCCGGAGGUUCGAACCUGGGUUGAGGUGAAUUUCUCAUCUGUGGCAGAGAUUGGAUUUACCUUGGACCAGUUCCGAUUCUACUGGCUACUCCGAAUUAGGUUUUCCUGCAGUUUUCCUAAUUCGUAAGGUAAAUACCGGAGUAGUAUAGAACCACUUAAGACCUUCUGCACGAGGCACCUCUAAAAAGCAUUA